Messenger RNA from Setaria italica (foxtail millet), 1790 nucleotides. Its product is annotated as putative UPF0496 protein 5. Lineage: Eukaryota; Viridiplantae; Streptophyta; Magnoliopsida; Poales; Poaceae. The record is from RefSeq and is a predicted model, not a curated record.
CUCACAGUCUCUCGUUCGUUCCUUGCUUCUGGAGGAGGAGAGAGAAACAGGCACGCGCUCAACUCAACAGUUUCACACACUGACACACACGACUUCAAGCAGAGAAGCAAGUGCUUCUUCAAUUCCUCUCGGGUUGCUUGCUCGCAUCGCCAUUGCCGGGCUUGCCGCCCAUCUCCACACAGCUAACCAGCCACGAGCCCGCGAGUCCUCCAGCUUUCCUCAUGCGUGCAAGCCAUCCACCUCCACAUCACCGGGCUCCCUCCCAGCUCCUGCCGGCACGCACCUCCACACCCUCUACAAAACCGCGCCUGCUUCCCCUCCAAGAACUCUGCUCCCACCUGCUAAAUCACACGCCUGCUGUACACAUAUCCGGGCAAAGUUCUUGAGUUCUCCAGAGGCUGCUGGCCUUUGAAUCUUGAUUGCUCCCCGGCCCGGAUUCAGCCAGCGUUUGCCCCUGCUCGGCUCUUGAUCCGGCGACAAUGGGGAUGUGUCACAGCGGCGGCAUUGCGAGGCCGCGGCGGCUGGGCAGAGCCAAUGCGGCGGCAGCGGAGGUGGAGGAGGAGGAGGGGAAGGAGAAGGGCGAGCCGGGUUCGUACGAGGCGGCGUGCUCCGCGGACCCGGAGCUGCGGACCUUCGACGCGGCUCUGCGGCGGCGCGCCAGCCGCGCCAUCUCGGCGGUGGCGUCAGGGGUGGAGGUGCGCUCGCUGUCGCUGGGCUCCCUCCGCGAGGUCACCGGCUGCCUCCUUGACAUGAACCAGGAGGUGGUCCGCGUCGUGCUCGCCAGCAAGCGCGACGUGUGGCGGAGCCCCGACCUGUUCGACCUCGUCGAGGGCUACUUCGACGGCAGCCUCCACACGCUCGACUUCCUCGUCGCGCUCGACGCCUCGCUCCGCCGCGCCCGGGACUCCCAGCUCCUCCUCCACCUCGCGCUCCAGCGCCUCCGCGAAGGCGCCGAGGGCGAUGCCCAGGAGCCCAGUGCCGCGCCUGCGCCGGACCGGUACGCGGGCGCGAUGGCCGAGCUGCGCCGGUUCAAGGCGGCCGGCGACCCGUUCACGCCCGAGUUCUUCGCCGCGUUCCAGGCCGUGUACCGGGAGCACCUGGCCAUGCUGGGCAAGCUCCGGCAGCGGAAGCGCCGCCUGGGCCGGAUCCGCUCGGUCCGCGCGUGGCGCCGCGUGUCCGGCGUCGUGUUCGUGGCCACGUUCGCCGCGCUCCUCGUCUGCUCGGUGGUGGCCGCGGCCAUCGCCGCGCCGCCCAUCGCGGCGGCGCUGGCAGCCGCGGCCUCCCUGCCGGUGGGCUCCGUUGGGAAGUGGGUGGAUUCGCUCCUGAAGCAGUACCAGGAGGCGCUGCACGGCCACAAGGAGGUGGUGAGCGCAAUGCAGGUCGGCACCUUCAUCGCCAUUGAGGACCUGGACGCCAUCCGGGUGCUCGUCGACCGGCUGGAAGUUCAGGUCAGCUCCAUGGUCGAUUGCAUAGAGCUGGCGGAACGUGGCGAGGAGGCGGUGAGGCUCGGCAUUGAGGAAAUCAAGAAGAAGCUGGAGGUAUUCAUGAAGGGCGUGGAUGAUUUGGGGGAGCAUGCUGACCGGUGUAGCCGGGACAUCCGGCGCGCCAGGACCGUCGUGUUGCAGAGGAUCAUCAAUCCUCGGAAUUGACACCAAGAAACAAUAAUGGUAGAGGUAUAUCCUUGUCCUCUGUGCUGUGAAUUUGCGAUGUGAUGGACAUAUGAGAUGAUCUGUGUGGAAAUUUUGGAGCACCUAAAACUGAUAUCCCAAUGAAAUUGCAGAGUUAUUUUC